Messenger RNA from Pseudoliparis swirei, 2225 nucleotides. RefSeq names its product sulfotransferase family 4A, member 1 (gene sult4a1). The transcript is spliced from 7 exons. Lineage: Eukaryota; Metazoa; Chordata; Actinopteri; Perciformes; Liparidae. Gene Ontology annotation, biological process: sulfation. Bases 178 to 1032 code for a protein of 284 amino acids. The record is from RefSeq and is a predicted model, not a curated record. Gene Ontology annotation, cellular component: cytoplasm. Gene Ontology annotation, molecular function: sulfotransferase activity.
GCAUUACAUCACUUCUCUGCAGCGCGAUUGGCCGCGCGCCUCUCUUCGCCCGGCCGCCGCGCAGCCUCCGCAGCAGCGGCGUCGUCAGCCGCCGCACAUCGACCGACCGCCUCGCGCUCGUCCGGUGGUGCGCGCGCGUCUUCUCGUCCCCUGCACCGGCGGCCCGUCUCCGAGGACAUGGCCGAGAGCGAGGCGGACACGCCGAGCACGCCCAUCGAGUUCGACAGCAAAUACUUCGAGCACGAUGGCGUGCGGCUGCCGCCCUUCUGCAGGGGGAAGAUGGAGGAGAUCGCCAACUUCUCCCUGAGGAGCAGCGACAUCUGGAUCGUCACCUACCCGAAGUCAGGAACCAGUCUACUUCAGGAGAUCGUGUACCUGGUGAGUCAGGGGGCAGACCCAGAUGAGAUCGGCCUCAUGAACAUCGACGAGCAGCUGCCGGUCCUGGAGUACCCCCAGCCUGGCCUGGACAUCAUACAGGAGCUGACGUCCCCCCGGCUGAUCAAGAGCCAUCUGCCCUACCGCUUCAUGCCCACCGCCAUGCACCACGGAGAGGCCAAGGUGAUCUACAUGGCUCGGAACCCGAAGGACCUGGUGGUCUCCUACUACCAGUUCCACCGCUCGCUCAGGACCAUGAGCUACCGGGGGACCUUCCAGGAGUUCUGCCGCCGCUUCAUGAACGACAAGCUGGGAUAUGGUUCCUGGUUUGAACAUGUUCAGGAGUUUUGGGAGCAUCGUAUGGAUUCUAAUGUCCUCUUCUUGAAAUAUGAAGACAUGUACAAGGACCCCGGGGCCCUGGUGGAGCAGCUGGCCCGGUUCCUGGGCGUCUGCAGCGACAAGGCCCAGCUGGAGGGCACGGUGGAGAGCUGCAGCCAGCUCAUCGAGCAGUGCAGCAGCUCAGAGGCGCUGGCCAUCUGCAGAGGUCGGGCCGGUCUGUGGAAGGACGUCUUCACGGUGUCCAUGAACGAGAAGUUUGACGCCAUUUACCGACAGAAGAUGGGCAAGUCCGACCUGACCUUUGACUUCUGCCUGUGAGGAGCCCCUCCCACACCCACCCACCGAUCCACGUCUCCAGCCGGUUCGGUCUGCAGUUCAACGGUGUCUGACAGCGGGACUACACAGCGAUACCUUUCCCCCCAGAAUGCAACCUGUCUCAACUCAACACCUCAUCAGAAGCCCCGCCCCCUCACCGAGGAUCAAAGUGAUUCCAGAUUCAUUCGGGAUUUGUUGAAACGUCUCUGCUGCUUAUGACCAUGUGUACACAUGGUCAUAAGCAUGUGUGUGUGUGUACAUGUGUACACAGUGUACGUACACAUGUACAUACAUGUGUGCAUACGGACACAUGUACGUACGCAGCAGAGCGAGGUCGGGUUCCACUGGUUCUUAAAGUCUUAAAGGCCAAAACCAGAACUCAGCUGGACUGCCGGUCCAUGUUUAUAUUCCAUCUCUCCUCAACACGGCUGCUGUGACGAAAGCUACGUGCAGACAUUUGACUGAAAGACACGUGAAGUCACAGGUGAUGGAGGCGUUCCUCAGGGUACCAUCGUGGUGCCCCGCGGAGCCCAGUGACCAAAGGUUGGACACAUUUGUUUUUUGUUCAUUUACAAAGCUCAUUCUUUUUUUAUUAAAUAUGUCCAAGAACUCCAGAAUAAACCCAGAGUCGCUUGAAGCUACGACAAUACAUGUGUAGUGUUGGUUUGGAGGUCCUUGUGGACAAACCUCAAAAACACCAGACCACCAGGACCCCGUACGGCCGUAGUUCUGUUGAAGAACAAAGACACGGCACUCUUCUAUUGUUAUUCUCAGCGUUGAUCGACACACAUAUCUGUACAGAGCUUCAGGGAUUCUCUCUGGCCAGAUAUUUACACAUCAAUGACUCACUAAACACAGAGCUAAGGAAAAGGUUUCACUAGAGACACACACACACACACACACACACACACCUGUAAAUCUGUGUGUAGACACACCUGCAUCACAGUAAAUACAGUCAUUACGUCACACAAUACAAUACAUACAGAAAUGAAAUGACAAUCUAAUUGGCCGGAAGAGAGAUGCACACACACACACUUGUAAUCACUGCCCCGUGAGGACCUUGACUAGAAGGUGUCGCAUGGGGACACCUCUUUCAAAAUUGAAUAACAGCAUCUUUUUUAUCACAUGCAUUUUUGGGGAGUCAUGGGAACCAACAUAUUAGUCGUAUAAAUAUUUCCCAAAUUGUGAAAGCUUGA